Lolium rigidum is the source of this 1578-nucleotide messenger RNA. RefSeq names its product sorting and assembly machinery component 50 homolog. Gene Ontology annotation, biological process: protein insertion into mitochondrial outer membrane. NCBI's taxonomy places the organism in Eukaryota, Viridiplantae, Streptophyta, Magnoliopsida, Poales, Poaceae. The record is from RefSeq and is a predicted model, not a curated record. The coding region runs from base 1 to 1578 and encodes 525 amino acids. The transcript is spliced from 4 exons. Gene Ontology annotation, cellular component: outer membrane; SAM complex.
AUGGCGAUUGCCGGGGAUUCCACCGCCGAGCAAGCCCCGGACACCGUUCCCCACGAGCCCCCGGAGGAAUCCAGCGGGUCCCCGGACCAGCCUGACCAUGGUGAGGUCGAUUUCGAGGAGGAGGACGGCGACGCGGAGGAGCUGGACGGGCCGGCGGCGUACGAGGAGAGGGAGCGGGCCGUGCUCCGUCGCCUGUACGGCGAGCCGGUCGGCAUCCGCGUCCACGACAUCAUCAUCCAGGGAAAUUUCAAGACCCGCGACGAGCUCAUCGAGGCGGAGGUCGCCGACCUCCUCCGCUCUGCCGGCACCGUGCAGGACCUGGUGCGUGCCUCCACCCUUGCCAGCGCGCUGCUGCGCCGCCUCGACGUGUUCGAAUCUGUCUGCAUCACCCUCGACGCCGGCCCGCACGAGUUGCCUGGCACCGCUAACGUCCUCAUCCAAGUCGUGGAGGCGGGCACCUUCGGUGGAUUUGGCUUCGUCUGCUACUCCAGAGCACAGGCAAGAUCAGGGUCACUCGAAGGGUCGCUCAAAUUGAGGAACCUGUUUGGUCAUGGGGACAUCUGGAAAGCUUCAGGAGCAUAUGGAUGGCAUCAGUCACCAGAGCUAGGCAUUGGAGUGUGCCUUCCAAGAUUGAAAUCUAUACCAACACCCUUGACAGCUCGGGCAUCAGUACUUUCCCAAGAUUGGCUGGAACUUUCAUCAUACAAGGAGCGUCUGCUUGGCCUUUCAUUUGGCUUACUUUCAACCAGGCACCAUGAUUUGUCUUACGAUCUGACAGGGCGUACCUUAAGUGAUCCCUCACAAAUGGCAUCAAAGUCCGUAAGAAGGCAGUUAGGACACAAUCUGCUUUCUGCAUUGAGAUAUACAUAUAAAAUAGAUCAAAGGGAUUCAGAACUCCGGCCGACAAAAGGAUAUGCAUUUGUCUCAACUUCUCAACUUGGCGGUUUAUGGGACAGAAAAGGACUAAGAUUCUUCCGCCAGGAGUUUGAUGUUCGCGGGGCUGUUCCAUUUGGGUUUUACAACGCUGCCCUGAAUCUUGGCAUAUCAGCAGGGGUGAUUCUACCAUUGGGCAGAGGAUUUAUGGAAUUAUCUUCACCUGUCCCUGAUAGAUUUUACCUUGGAGGCCGUUCUUCUCCCGUAUGCAGCCUUGGUAGGCUAUCAUCUCUGCUGGGUUUCGAAACAAGAGGAGUUGGCCCAUCAGAACCACGGAGGUUUGUCCCAAGCGGCUCUGCUACAGACGAUUCUGCUGCCUCUCCAGGGAGGGAUUACUUGGGAGGUGAUCUUGCUGUAUCUGCCUUUGCUGAUCUGUCCUUUGAUUUGCCUAUAAAGCUGUUCAAAGAUACUGGAAUACAUGGUCAUGCAUUUCUUUCUGCUGGAAAUCUUGCCAAGUUGUCUGAGAGUGAGUAUAAGAAUUUUUCAUUUCCCGAGUUUCGGCGGACAUUCAGAAGCUCUGCUGGUAUUGGCAUUGUACUGCCAACCAACCUUUUCCGGCUGGAGAUAAAUUACUGUUAUAUUUUGAAGAAACGUGAGCAUGAUCGUGGAGAGACUGGAAUUCAGUUUAGUAUCUCUCUACCGUAA